Caenorhabditis angaria is the source of this 6854-nucleotide messenger RNA. Lineage: Eukaryota; Metazoa; Nematoda; Chromadorea; Rhabditida; Rhabditidae. The record is from the annotation of a GenBank genome assembly.
AUGAGAAUCGUCAAGCUGCGAACGAAAAGGUGAGUCGCGAAAUCCGGCUGAUUUUUCAUAUUUUUAUGGCAUCUUAAAAUAAUGCUCUUUUUUGCCCAUUUUUUGAAACAGCCAUUUUUUUCUUGCUUCAAAAAACCGCUAUGGUUUUGAGACGUAGUACGAUUCGAAGAAAUGAGAUGAAAAGGUAGGGAAAUUUAUUCCACUCGACAAAAUUCUUCAUUUUUUUUUGGAUCGAAUAAAGCUAUAGUUGUUUUGGGCAUUUUUUGGCGUUUUUUGAUUGGUUUGAAGCCUUCAAAUCGAAGAAAAUGACAGAUUUUUUUAUAAAUUGUAAAUUUUUUCCAAAAAAAAAAGUUAUUUGCACUUUGAAAGUUCAAAAAAUGUUUGGUUGAGAAAAAAAGAAGUUGGCUGAACUUAGCUAGCUAAAUCAUAAGUUGGAACUUUUGAAUCAGGAUUGCUUUCUCAUACAAUUCAGGGCUGUGUCAAAUAGGAACUUCGUCCUGAAAUUUUUAGAAUUCAAAUUUUUUUCAAAAUUAUUCUUAUUAGAAAAAUUACACUUUUUUGUUCAGAGACCCGUUUUUUCAAAAUUUUUUUCCAAAUUCCAUUUGUUUGUCCCGAAAAAGUGUCCACACCACCAAAAAAUUGUGCCGGAAACAGUCUGCGACGCACUUUUGUGUGCCACGCGGAAGUGCUCGAUUUUUUAUUCGGUGCUCAAAAAAUAUCCACUUUUUUGUCUCAAAAUACAACACAUUAUUCAAAUAUUCUUUUCUUCGUAUAUAUUUUUCGGACAAAAAUCUCCAGGCGCCGCCCUUUUUUGCUCAUCUUUUGAUUUGUGUCUUUUUUUGGAGGAUAAAACCUGCAUUUGAGCAAAAAAAAAGAGAGAAGGAUACAUUUUAUUUCUAUUGAACUUUAAUUAACUAAUUACAUAAAUUCUAAAAAAAAUGGUGCUGAAAGUGAAAAUGUUCAAAAAUCGAAAAAGGUGAGACUUUUGAGAAUAAAGAGGAUGCAAAAAUGUGGAAAAUAAAAAAAGAAGGCAAACAAAAAUAAGAACAAUUGUUUUUCCAAUUAUUCAUUCUGAAAAAUAGAGCAUUUUUACGUUUAUUUUCUGUUUGUUUUUUUUUUGCGCAGUCUGUGAAAAAUGGAAUUUUUUCUGGAAAUUUGAUUUUUGAUUUGACGCGUGUAAUUUAUUAUCGAAAAUCUCAUCAGUACCACGCGCUCCACCGAAAUAAACACGCAACGCAGACCGCGUCGCGCCACAACACACACAAAAAAGGAGGGAAUUUGAAAUUUGAAUUGUUCCCUUUUUUGUGUGUGUUGUGGCGCGACGCGGUCUGCGUUGCGUGUUUAUUUCGGUGGAGCGCGUGGUACCGAUGAGAUUUUCGAUAAUACUACCCAAAAAAAUUCAGCGCAAAACAUUUUUGAUCUACCAGCAAAGUUUUGGGUGUUGCGAUUUUAGUUAGUAGAAAAAUUAGACACUUUGCUCUCCAGGAAAAAAUAAUUAGGUCCAACAAGGGUUCAAAAGUCUAUGUUGAUCCUUUUUGGUCUAAGAAUAAAAAUUCAUUUUUGUCCCAUGUUAAGUAGAAAAAAACUACAUUUUUCCGGUCACCAAGUUUUUCGUUUUAUUUUCAUCCAAAGCUAGAAUAGAAUGCAUUAGCAAAUCAAAGUUUUCGGCUCAUUUGAGCCAAGUGCACACAAUUGUUUUCAUUUUAUUUUGGCUUCAACUUUCACAAGUCUUCCAAAUUCAAAUUUUCAAUUUUUUUUCAAAAAUUAUGUUCAUAAAUAAAUUCCCGGAAAUGUGUGUACCUCGACAAAAAAAUGAAGGGAAGAGAAAUGGAAAAUUUUUUUUUUGCUGGUGGUGAGCACUAAAAAUUAUGUUUCUGCCUUGCCCUAUUGUUGAGUCGACCAAAAUUUUUUUUCAUUUUAUAUUCAAGUUUUUUCUUCUGGUUCUACCGCACUUUUAUUUACUUCUUCAUUCUUGAGUUUUUAAUGAGUUUGUGAAGAGUUCCAGGUUACGGUAGACAGCUUUUGUCAGUCACGAAAAAAUUGAAAACAAAAAAAUUUCAUUUCAGGGUUUUUCGUGUUUGUUUAGAAGAACAAACAAGGAUUUUUGAUUUUGAUCCAUAAAAUCUGCAAUUUAUGUUUUUUUUUCAAUUUUCAAUUCGAUUUUUUUCAGAAACGAUGAAGAAGAGGGUCUGAAAAAAUCCCGACGAUCUCGAAACGAACCACCGCUCAUCGAAAAUAAUAAUCAAAAUCAAAAUCCGAAAGAAGGAGAAAUGCAGUUGGAUUGGGUGAAGAAAGCCAGUAAAAAGGUGAUUUUUUGUCAAGCCACAACAAAACAUAUAGUUCAUUUGAUUGAGUUGAAUAGCACGGUAAUUGAAUCAGGCAGGAACGAUGGGGAAAAGUGUUGGAUUGGAAUUCACUUUGGAGAAGAAUCUUUGGUUUUUGAAGGGAAAAUGAUCUUAUGAGAGAGGGAUAAGGAUAUUUAGUUUGGAAAAUGAAAUUUUAAAAUUAGACCUAAUUGUAAAUCCCAUCGAAAUUUUGGCUUCUAAAUUAUGAAAAGUUAAUGAAGUUUUUAAUUUUUGUUUUCAGGCUUCUGGAAUUCAGAUAUUCUAGCAAUAUAUUUCAGCUGUUAAAUUUCAUCCAAAGCUGAGCAGAAAUUGAAAUUUCCAGAAAAAGCUCUAAAGUUCUGAAACCCUAAAUUCCUAAUCCUAAACUCAAAAUUCAAAACCCAAAUUCAUUUCUCACUCCAAAUCCAAAGUUUUCUUGUUGUUUACCUCCUCUCCAAACAUCAAACGGAAAUAUCUCGUGUUCUUGCUCUUCCACAAAGAAUCCAAAAACAAUUUUUUUUAUGGGCGCAAGACCUUUUCGAGUUACUCCAACUCGAAGAUCAUUGUCAUCAUCAUCUCACACAAAUUGAAUCAACAAAUUUCCCCAGGGAAAAAAAAGAAGCUCUCUGACCUUCUUUGUUUUUUUUCCUUCUACUAAUAUCUACAUAAUAAUAAUAAUAAUAUGAACAAUAAGUCAAAAAAAAUCUCAUAUAUUUUUUGCGAAAUCAUUUAUUAUUCAUUGAGUUGAAAUGGCCGCCCCUUUGAUUUCGGUCGGGUCUCUCAUAUUUUUUUCACUGAGAACCAAAGAUUUUUUCUUUCCUUGGUUGUAUAGAACAUGAAAAUCAAGCCAACACUAUUAUUAACGGAUCUAGCACUUUCCAGGGUUUGAAUUUUCAAACUUCAAAUUAAAAUCAUGUGACAAUUUUUGCAGGCCACUCCACUUUUCGUUCAUUUUUUGAUGGUAUUCAGUGUUGGAGCCUAUGCGAUUUUUGGAGCAUUGGUUAUGAGAAAAUUGGAGACUAGACAAGUUCUAGUGCCAGCCGAAAAUGCGACUCAUAUUUCGCCAACCGUGCAAGGUUUAGUGAAAAAUUUUUAAAAAAAUGCUAAAAAAAAUAAGAUUUUUGUAGCCACUAUCGAUAAAACUAUUUACGGGCAAACAAUUGGGCAUAAAAAGAGGAGAAGGCAUAAUGAGAAUGAAAGUGAGCUGAUCGAAAAAUUGACAAAGUGAGUGGGAAAAAUCAGGGAGUUGUUGAAAAAUUUCAGCUUGGAUUUCAGAGAAUUCACAGAUUUCAAAAAAAGAGUUCCAGAUCUCAUGUUUAAAAAUUGAAAAAUUAAAGAAAAUUUUUCGGAAGUUUUUGAAAUUUUCAACUUCUAUAAAUUCACACAGCCUUUUACAGGGUAAAUCGCGCAGAGAAAACGAGAAAAAAUCCAAAAAAAUCCGAAAAUUCAAAAAAAAAUUUGAUCUAUCGUUUCGAAACCAAGCGCGGGAUAAGUUUUUGAACUAGAAAAAAUUUGAAAAACUUGUUUUUUGUUUCUCACUCUGCGUCUCUUUCAAAUCGCAAUUUUCCGUAUUUAUGAAAGACCGUGUAAUUUAUAUAAGUGUAAUCAGAAUGCCACGUGGAUUUUUUGGGAGAAUUUUCGGGCCGAAAAUCUUUAACCAAGAUUCUCCAAGUCAUUUUCCAGAAACUACAAUGCUCGAGAAAAAAGAGCAGUGACAAAUGUAAUGCGAAGUCGAAAAUGUGUCAAGGAUAUAAUUUCGAAAUUCGCAACAAAAAGUGGAGAAUGUUUGACGAAUCAGGAUUUAUUGGACAAACUUGAUAGUUGUUAUCAUGUUUCGACCGAUCAAUUAACUCAUGUUGAUGGGUUCAAAUAUACAAAUAGUGAGGAAGUUGAGUCAUGUAAGUAAAGUUUUUUGAAUUAGAGCUUGGGAAAGAAAUUACGAAAAAAUUUGAGAGUAAAAAUCGAAAAACUUUUGAAAAAUCAUUCUGGAUUCCAAAAAUUCCAAAAAAAAUUGUGUUCAGUUCAUGAAGCCGAAGAUCAAACUGAACAAGUUUGGAGUUUUAUGGAUUCUCUACUCUUCGCGUUCACAGUAAUCACAACAAUCGGUUACGGAAACGUGGCGCCAGUCACAAAUGGCGGAAGAUUAUUUGUGAUUGUCUAUGGACUUAUCGGAAUUCCAUUUACACUUUUAGCUAUUGCCGAUUUGGGUAAAUUCAUAUCAGAACUCAUGGUUACGGCAACCAAUUUUUUCAACAAAACUUGGAAGUAUGUGGCAAGCUUCGUUUUUCCUUUUUAAAAAAAUUAAUUUUUCAGAAGACUGAAGAAAGCGUUUUUAUGUAACUCGAAAUAUUUAAUGCGAAAAUAUCCGAAAAGUCCAACAUUUUCCAACGGAAAAUGCAAGGAUAUUGAAGAAGAAAUUCUAGAAAAUGGUAAAAUUGAUGGGGAAGAAGAGGAAGAAGAUGAUAAUGGAAUUAUAAAAAAUGAAGGAGAAGAGGAAGAAGAGGAGGAUGAACUUAGCGAAACUCAGGCUUUAUCAUUAUUCAUUUUAUUUUUAUUGUACAUUGCUGCCGGUGGAAUUAUGUUGUCGGCUUAUGAACCGGGAAUGACGUUUUUCAAUGCGGUGUAUUUUAAUUUUGUUACAUUGACUUCGAUUGGACUUGGAGAUAUUGUGCCGAGAAGGUUGGUUUGAAAGAGAGAAAAAAAAGUGCAACGGUUUUUUGAAAUGUGAAUAGUUGUCAAUCAUAAUUUGAAAUUUUUGAUGAUUUUGUGUUUUUUUUUUGGAAUUUGGACUUUAUGCAAAAAAACUUGAGCUUGAGAAAAAAGGGAACUCGAAAUUGAAAAAUUAAAUAAAUUUGGAAACUUGGAAGAUUAUGAAGUCUGGAAAAAUACCUAAUUGUUCGAAAAAUCUCUGAAAUUCCAGAAAAAUUAUCCUAUGAUACAUUUCAGAAAAAAAUUUAUGACAUUUGAAGUUACAGAAAUAGUUUCUGAACAAAAUCCUCUAAAAUUUCUACAGAUAAUGUGAUUUUUUAACUUGAAAAAGAAGAAAUCUGACAAUUUUGAAUUAAAAAUCAUAGAAGUAAAAAAAAUCACACUCUGAAUUAUGAUAAAUUAAAAUAGGAAAUGUGUACUAAUAAAUUAUUGACCAAGAUUUUUUUGGAUAAUAUUUCAUUAUCAUUUUUUUCAGUGAAUCCUACAUGCUCAUCACAAUAAUCUACAUCGCAAUCGGUCUUGCUCUCACCACAAUCGCCAUUGAAAUCGCCGCCGAUGCGCUCAAAAAACUCCACUAUUUCGGCCGAAAAAUCGAAAACGUCGGAAAUGUUGCAAUAUGGUUUGGCGGCAAGAAAAUCACAAUGAAGGCGCUCGUCAAAAAUCUUGGUGAUCAAUUCAAUCUACCAACAACUGUUGUCAAAAAUUUGGAUCUUGACAAUUUUGUGGAUCAGGCUAUCAAAGUGGAGGAGGGUGAAAUUGAGACAUUGAGGGUGAGUCAAAUCAUAAUUUGUUUCUACAUAUUAUCGAAAAUCUCAUCGGUUCCACCGAAAUCAACACGCAACGCAGACCGCGCCGCGCCACAACACACACAAAAAGGGAGGGAAUUUGAAUAGUUCCCUUAUUUGUGUGUGUUGUGGCGCGACGCGGUCUGCGUUGCGUGUUUAUUUCGGUGGAGCGCGUGGUAUCGAUGAGAUUUUCGAUAAUAUAGAGGAACAAUUUUUUGUAGCCUCCACCAUUCGAGCCAGAUUCCGAAGAAUUCCACGCAGAAUUUGCCGAUGAGCCAGGUUAGUUGAUUUUUUUUGAGUGAGCAAUAGUUUUUUGCACGUGUUUUAGAAGAAGAGUGGAUUCGUGAUCCCACACCAACACCCCCACCUUCACCACAACCUGUUUAUCGGUUGCCAACUCCGGAACCCGAGCCCGAGCCUGAGCCCGAGCCCGAACCAGAAAGUGAGCCAGGUUCACCGGCGCUAGAAACUCCAGACAUUCCAGAUGAAGAGGAGGAAGAAGAAGAGGGUAAGAUUUUGUUUGGUGUGAAAUUUUGGUAGGAAAAAUCUCGAAUUUCAGAAAUUCUGAAUCUGGGUAUUUUUUGAAAUCUUUAAAACUUCAUUUCUAACUUUUUCAGAGCCUCCUAGAACUCCAACACCUGAACCUGAGCCUGAACCUGAGCCUGAACCGGAGCCUGAACCCGAGCCAGAACCUGAGCCACCACGAGAGCCUACACCUCCACCUCCACCACCUCCAAAACCUCGACCAUUGACAGCUGCUGAAAUUGCAGCACAAAAACGAAAAGCAUAUUCAGAAGAAGCGCUGCGAAGAUAUCAAGAAUAUCAAAAACAAUGGAAAAAGUUUAGACAAACUCAAAAAACACCAGCUCAGCCACCGAAAACCAAAGGUUCUCCGGAAAGUGGAGCGGCCGGACCAUCGAGUUCGAAUUCCGGACAAUCUGGACCAUCAACAAGGAGUCAAUCAUUGGCAUCUGUAAAUACAUCGAGAUCUGCGACGCCAGAUAAUCAACGAAAAAAUCUACCGACGGCUAAAUAA